UUGCAAUCUGGACGUGAGUAGGGCGGAUUGUGGAGUUUGAUGAGUUUGCUUUGAGAGGAGAGAAGAUUUGUGUGCGCGUCACAGUUCUUUUCGUGUCCUUUUUUUUCUUUUUCUUUUUCUUUUUUUUUUUUUUUUUUUCCUACUUGUAUGGCUGAAAUGGACUCAGUAAGGAAGGCACCUGAUCGGUCGAGCGGUUCGGAUACAAUUUCGCAAUCAGCUGCGCCUGAUCGCUGUUCGAAUGGAGCUGAACUGCGGAGUUCCAGUGGUCUAGAUCCAGCUUCUGGAGGGAGUUUUCUGCGGUGGCUGUCUCCUUCUCUACAAAUGGAUCAAAUGCGAAUGCCACCUUCUAUGUUAAUACCGCCGCCUGUGUCAUACCCAGAUAUGGGGCACAAUCUUAAUCCUGCUCCGCAAAUGUCUUCAGCUGCGCUAGCGCCAGUGCCGCAAGCGCGUCCUGUGCCCGUUAUGCAGCUGCCGAUCGCAUUUCAAAUUCCUAAGAAGCGCAUUAACAACCUAAGCGACAUCGAGCACUUGCACAGCUCGGAAGCAGGGAAAUUUUUUUUAGGGUUUAUCGUAGGACUUAAUGAUUCAAUGAUAGGGAAGAAGCUAUCGGAGUACUGCCGUGAGUCGCCCUUGAUUAAAACAAUUUGUAGUGUGUUAGAGGAGAUGAGCUCAUGGGUUGAACAGCUUCCUCCUAAGCAACAGCCCGCCAGAUAUGGAAACCCUGCGUUUCGGGAGUGGCAGACUUGGCUUGAGGAACGAGGACCUGGGUUGAUGCUUCGGAUUCUUCCAGAAAGUUUAAAAGACGGCGUAGUGGAGCUUUCCCCUUACUUCGCUGACAGUUUUGGAAACGCAACGAGAAUCGAUUAUGGCUCUGGCCAUGAGGCCAACUUUGCUGCGUGGCUGCUUUGUCUGGCAAGAUUAGGGCUGGUAAAUGAGGACGAUUAUCAGGCUCUUGUUGCACGUGUUUUCGUCAAGUACUUGGACCUUAUGCGCAAGCUGCAGACUACCUAUUGGCUGGAACCUGCAGGGUCACAUGGGGUGUGGGGAUUGGAUGACUAUCAUUUUCUUCCAUUCGUUUUCGGCUCAGCACAGCUGAAGGACUCCAAGUACAUGAAACCCAAGUCGAUACACAACGCGGACAUUCUUGAGAAUUUCUCACAUGAGUAUCUGUACCUGGGGUGUGUACAGUUCGUGAAGAAGGUGAAGAAGGGUGUGUUGGCUGAGCACUCCCCAAUGCUAGAUGAUAUUAGUGGAGUGUCAUCAUGGAACAAGGUGAAUAGCGGCAUGCUCAAAAUGUAUAAGCCUGAGGUUCUUGAGAAAGUUCCAAUAAUGCAGCAUUUCUUGUUCGGAUCUCUCAUCAAAUGGUAGAACAAUACGGUGACAUAAAAGUUGUUUUCUUUUUCUAACAUUUUUGGUAGGUCGUAUGAUUAGAAUAAUGAUAUUACUAUGUGAAUUAUUGGCUCUGAGAGCAUUGGAUUUCCCGCGGGGUUUACAUUUUCAACCCAAGAGUCUUAUCACAUGUAAAUAUCUUUAGCA
Molecule: messenger RNA, 1536 nt
Organism: Physcomitrium patens
Lineage: Eukaryota; Viridiplantae; Streptophyta; Bryopsida; Funariales; Funariaceae
Biological process (GO): mitotic spindle organization
Cellular component (GO): nucleus; protein phosphatase type 2A complex; cytoplasm
Molecular function (GO): peptidyl-prolyl cis-trans isomerase activity; protein tyrosine phosphatase activator activity
Source: RefSeq, a predicted model, not a curated record